GUAUUGUUCGUCAGCUGCAGAAAGCUUUUUGGUGCUCUAUUUUUUACAUAACAACAGCUAAUCGAAACACAAGCAACAUGACCAAGCUAAUUCUGAUUGCAGGUCUCUGUCUUUCCCUUGGCAGUUUGGUCUCAUCCCUUAGACUGGUGUGUUAUUUCACUAACUGGUCCCAGUACCGACCCGGCAGUGGGAAGUUUAUGCCUCUAAAUGUUGAUCCAAACCUGUGUACCCACCUGAUUUAUGCCUUUGCUGGUAUAAGCGAGGCAAAUGAGUUGUCCACCAUAGAAUGGAACGAUGAUGUGCUCUAUAAAUCCUUUAAUGGACUCAAACAGAGGAAUCCAAAUCUUAAAACACUGUUGGCAGUUGGAGGCUGGAACUUUGGAUCACAAAAAUUCACUACGAUGGUGUCAACACCCACCAACCGAAAUACAUUUAUCCAGUCUUCUAUCAAACUGCUGAGAGAAUAUGGUUUUGAUGGACUUGAUUUGGAUUGGGAAUACCCCGCUGCAAGAGGAAGUCCUCUGGAGGACAAGCAGAAAUUUACAUUGUUAUGCAAGGAACUCCUAGAGGCCUACCAGGCUGAGGGGACAGCCAGUUGCAAGCCCAGAUUAAUGGUCUCUGCUGCUGUGGCUGCUGGGAAAGGAACCAUCGAUGCUGGUUAUGAAAUCGCAGAGAUGGCAAAGUACCUGGACUUUAUUAAUGUGAUGACGUAUGACUUUCAUGGCACCUGGGAGACUGUGACAGGACAUCACAGCCCCUUAUACAACGGAUCCCAUGACACCGGGGAACACGUUUACUUAAGUAUUGACUUUGCCAUGAGAUACUGGCGGGACAAAGGAACACCUGUUGAAAAGCUAAACAUGGGCUUUGCUACAUACGGGAGAACAUUUCGACUGUCUACUCAAUCCAGUGGCGUUGGAGCACCAACCAGUGGUCCUGCUGUUGCUGGUACUUUUACGAGGGAGGGCGGAUUCUGGUCUUAUUAUGAGAUUUGCGCUUUUCUUCAAGGGGCCAGUGUCCAGUUGAUUGAGGACCAGAAAGUUCCAUAUGCGGUCAAACAAAAUGAGUGGGUUGGAUAUGACAACAAAGCAAGUUUUGAGACGAAGGUCCGUUAUCUAAAGGACAACAGAUUUGGAGGAGCAUUUGUCUGGGCUCUGGAUCUGGAUGACUUUAAUGGACAGUUUUGUGGACAAGGAAACUACCCACUCAUUAGCCACCUCCGCUCUCUUUUAGACCCGAGUCUUCCUCCCCUUCCCACUAAAAGAACCAUCCCCAAUAUAAUAACUCCACCCUCACACACAGAUAAGCCUCACGCUACACUUCAUCCCAGACCAACAACCCCUACCUCAUCCCAAAACCCAGACAACUUCUGUGCAACAAAGCCUGGUGGGAUUUAUGCCAAGACUGAUGCCCCAGGUUCCUUUUACAGUUGUGCCAACGGCAUCACCUGGGUCCAAAACUGCCCAGCUAAUUUGGUGUUUCAAGACAGCUGCAAAUGCUGCAACUGGCCCUAAGAGCUUGUUACAUCACUUUAUGUUCCACAAGCUCUGAUAUCUGUAGUUAUCAACAGUAAGGAAACAAUCAUUGUUGGGGUUUUUUUCUUAAAACUUUCUGUGAUUUAUUUUCUCUUCUAAAAACAACAAAUUAAACCCUGUCUGAUGCAUUAAA
Epinephelus lanceolatus (giant grouper) is the source of this 1668-nucleotide messenger RNA. The record is from RefSeq and is a predicted model, not a curated record. NCBI's taxonomy places the organism in Eukaryota, Metazoa, Chordata, Actinopteri, Perciformes, Serranidae.